AUGGCGCUGGACGCACCCAGCGGGUAUGUUGCUCCCAGCAACCUCGCUGAAACCACCGAUUCGCUCCCCAUGUUCGAUGUCCAACAUGUGCAGCUCCAGUUCUCAAUUGCUGCCGACUUUGUCGCCGCGCAGGUUGCCAAUAAUGUGUUGAUUCUGGCUUUAUCCACGGGCAGGAUUCUCCGGAUUGAUCUGGAUACGCCAGAGGAUAUUGAUGAUAUCGAUCUUCCUAAGAAGUCUUCGGAAAUAGGAAUUAUUCGUCGCAUGUUCCUUGACCCGUCUGCGUCGCAUUUGAUCGUUACCACGACCCUGGGCGAGAACUACUAUCUUCAUACGCAAUCGAGACAACCCAAGCCACUCACACGGUUAAAAGGCGUUUCGAUCGAGAGUAUUGCUUGGAAUCCUUCAAUACCAACCGCGUCGACAAGGGAAAUACUGUUAGGCACUACUGAUGGAAAUGUCUACGAGGUCUACAUCGAGCCGUCAACCGAGUUCUACCGCCGCGAAGAGAAAUACGUCACCCCCGUUUACAAAGUACCCGAGGCGCCAGCAGUAACAGGGGUAUGGGCAGAUAAUGUACCGUCGAAGCCUGAGCAGAAACGAGUUCUGGUCGCAACACAUGGCAAACUGAUGUACUUCUUGGGUCGUGCGGAGCGACAAGGAAGAGAAGGUGGGGGCUCGAUAUAUGCAGACUUCUUCCAGCGGGAAGCACCAGUUGUUCAUGAGACACAGAAGCCGUCGAGCUCUGUACCAUCUGUUCUGGCUGUUUCGCCUGGUGGAUCUGAUGGUCACCAUGCAGACGGCCCUUCUGAUACGGAAUUUGCCUGGCUUAGCUCGCAGGGUGUGUAUCAUGGCCAGCUUCCGUAUGCACAGGAGAAAACACACCAGCCAUUUGAAGAGUCGCGGAUGCUCCCGCGAACCAAAUUUCCAGCUUCUGAGUCUGCUCGAGGUGGCAGAAAAUUGAUCCAAGAUCCUAUUACUGCAAUGACGUUGACGCAAUGGCACAUCUUGACCCUCGUAGAAGGAAAGAUCGUCGCUGUCAACCGGAUGAAUGAAGAGAUUGUCUAUGAACAAUCAGUACUGGAACCAGGGCAGAGAGCCCUGGGGUUGUUGACGGACUCGAUGCAGAACACAUUCUGGCUGUUCACUGGCCAGGAUAUUUACGAGAUUGCUGUAGACGACGAGGAUAGAGAUGUUUGGAAGGUCUUCCUACAGAGACAGAUGUUUGAUGAAGCACUCAAAUAUGCCCGUGGAAGCGCCCAGAAGGAUGCUGUCGCAACGGCAUCCGGUGACUAUCUGGCCAGCAAAGGCCGUUACUCGGAAGCAGCCAAAGUAUGGGGCAAGAGUAGCAAGGGGUUUGAAGAGGUGUGCCUGACGCUGAUCAACCGUGGAGAGCAUGAUGCACUGCGAAAAUAUCUGCUUUCUCAAUUGUCGAUAUACAAGCGAUCGUCGUCGAUGCAGAGGAUCAUGGCCACAAGCUGGCUGGUAGAGGUGUUUAUGUCCAAGUUGAAUUCUUUGGAUGAUAAUGUCGCCACCAGAGCCGAGCUGGCCGAGGGCGCCAGCGCAGAAGAAGUUCAUGAACAAUUGAACAGUGUGCGAACCGAGUUCCAGGAUUUCGUGAACAAGUACAAAACGGAUAUGGACCAGAAGACGGUAUACGACAUCAUUAGCAGCCACGGCCGAGAAGAAGAACUGCUCUUCUUUGCAGCAGCGGUUAAUGACCACAACUACGUCCUUUCGUAUUGGAUCCAACGGGAGAAAUGGACCGAUGCGCUUAAAGUGCUGCAAAAGCAGAGUGAUCCCGAUGUGUUCUACAAGUACAGCAGUGUUCUCAUGACGCAUACGGCGACGGGGCUGGUGGAUAUCCUGAUGCGACAGACAAAUCUGGACCCAGAGAAGCUGAUACCAGCAUUGCUAAACUACAACAAAACCGUCAGUGCGCCACUUAGCCAAAACCAAGCAGUCCGGUACCUCAACUUCAUCAUCGUCAACCACCCCAAGCCCUCAGCAGCGGUGCACAACACCUUGAUUUCCAUCCACGCAUCAAGUACCUCAUCCUCAGAGGCCGGCCUCCUCACAUACCUCCAAUCCCAACCCUCAACACCACCCCCCUACGACGCAGACUUCGCCCUACGUCUCUGCAUCCAAAACCAGCGCGUCCAAUCAUGCAUCCACAUUUACAGUACAAUGAGCCAAUACCUGCAGGCCGUCGAACUCGCCCUAAAACACAACGACAUCGACCUCGCCGCCAUCGUCGCCGACAGACCUGAGGGCAACAACAAGCUCCGCAAACGUCUGUGGCUGCUCGUCGCAGAGAAGAAAAUCCGGCAACCGGGAACUAGCAUCAAAGACGCGAUCGAAUUCCUGCGUCGCUGCGAACUCCUCCGCAUCGAAGACCUCAUCCCCUUCUUCCCCGACUUCGUAGUCAUUGACGACUUCAAAGAUGAAAUAUGCACCGCACUGGAAGACUACUCCCGUCACAUCGACGCUCUCCGCCAGGAAAUGGACAACUCUGCGCAUACAGCGCGACAAAUCCGCUCCGAAAUCGCCGCCCUAGACACCCGCUACGCGAUAGUCGAGCCUGGUGAAAAAUGCUGGAUCUGCUCGUUACCCGUUCUUAGUCGGCAGUUCUUCGUGUUCCCGUGUCAGCAUGCGUUCCAUAGUGACUGUCUUGGUAAAGAGGUUCUAGAGGGGGCGGGCGGGAAGAAGAAGUAUAUUCGCGAUUUACAAGCGCAGUUGGGGAAUGUUUCUGGGACGAAGAGAGAGGAUAUUGUUAGGGAGUUGGAUGGGAUUGUUGCGGAGGCUUGGUAG
Messenger RNA from Aspergillus ruber CBS 135680, 2808 nucleotides. RefSeq names its product vacuolar protein sorting protein DigA. The transcript is spliced from 2 exons. Gene Ontology annotation, molecular function: protein-macromolecule adaptor activity. Gene Ontology annotation, cellular component: endosome; HOPS complex. Lineage: Eukaryota; Fungi; Ascomycota; Eurotiomycetes; Eurotiales; Aspergillaceae. The record is from RefSeq and is a predicted model, not a curated record. Bases 1 to 2808 code for a protein of 935 amino acids. Gene Ontology annotation, biological process: vacuole organization; vesicle-mediated transport; organelle fusion.